AAGAGGAGAGGAUAUGGAGGAAGAGGGGGGCUGACCCGAGGGCCACCGUCCACGUCCUUUCUCGUAGAUCGUUACACACAGGACAGCAGAAUCGUGGAUCGGUCUCGGAAGCCGGGGGAGAUAAAAUCGGUAUAUUCGCGAGUUGUUUAAUCGACAUGGUUUAACCAGUCGCGGGGUGUGGUGUUGAGGGAGAGGAUCUUCGAGUGCAUUCAUGCGAGUGAUGUUGUCAUGGGCGCGCUCCGCUAUAAAGGCGGGACUCGCGACUCUUCUCAUAAAUCCUUACUUCGGGUGGUUUGCUUGCUGCGAGACAGCGGCGUUCGCUUCUCGUCUCCGGGGCGCUUGUUAACGCGGUGUGUGUAAAAUUCACUAGAUUGACGACCUCAGCUUUGCGAGUGUGUUGUGUGCCUGAGAUCCCCGAGACUGAGCGCGGGAUCUCGUUCUUGUGUGUGGAAGAGCGAAUGCUGAUGCACGACGACGUCCACGUGACUCUCUUCUCCUCCAAUUCGCAGGAACCUGUCGAAUUCCCCUGCGGGCCUUUUCAUUGACGACGUGACCUGCCAUGUGCGUUGCGGGUUUCGGGAUUUUUUGAAAGUUUCCUCGCGGCAUUAGUUGCUGUGUUCCAGUAUGGUGGGAUUCGGGAAGAAAUUGCGGGAGCGGCAAAUUCCAGAAUGGGAGCAAUACUACAUUUCGUACAAGAUGAUGAAGAAAAAGUUGAAGGAUUAUGCCAUACAAGCCAGCAUUAGUAAAGAUGAGCGUCAACGAGUGCUUAAAGAGUUCUCUUUAAUGCUUGAUCGCCAGGUGGAGAAGACGGUCUUAUUUUUGCUGGACCAACAAGGGAGGCUUGCUCAACGACUUGCAAACCUGGCAAAUGAUAGGAUCGCUAUCGAAGAUCAGGAGGAUGAUGGAGACCAGACCGACGAGCUUACAAAUGAAUAUCGUGCUGUCGGAAAGGACUUGCUGAAGUUGCUACAUUUCGUGGAAGUGAAUGCCACAGGUUUGAGAAAGAUCCUUAAAAAGUUUGACAAGCGUGUCGGAUACAGACUAACAGAUGAUUAUGUCGCAUCACGUUCAAAUCAUCCUUACUCACAACUGCAACAAGUCUUCAAGCACGUUGGCAUAGGGGCAAUGGUGGCCACUUUGAGUCGUAAUUUAGCGGAGCUUCAAAGUACCAAAAGCAUGUGUAUAUAUGAGCUGCCCUCAACCCCCUCAUUCUAUUCUCAGGAGCCAGUGAUCAAAGCAAUCAAAGCAGCAGAAGAUAGACUCACAAAUUCGACCAAUUUUCUACGUUUCUUAGGGCAAGCUGCUCUGUUGCCGCGUGAAGAUCUUCCUAGAGUUAUAUCUGCAGACGAUUUGCAGGAAGGAGAAGAACCAUACGACUUUUUAUCUUUGGCACUCAACCUUGGGAACACCUUUUUAUACAUGGUCAACACCUAUAUUAUAGUACCAACAGCCGAUAAAUACACCGUAGAUCUUCAUGUUGCUCCAACAGUAUGUGGAGUUGUCAUUGGGUCGAUGGCUGUCGCUCAGCUUGUUUCAUCAGUGUACUUCAGUGCUUGGUCGAAUAGUUCAUACUACCAGCCCCUAGUUUUCAGCAGCGUAAUGCUACUGCUGGGAAACAUUUGCUAUGCUGUUGCGUAUGACUAUCGAUCUAUCAGUCUCUUAAUCAUCGGCCGGCUUCUCUGUGGGUUUGGGUCAGCAAGAGCUGUCAAUCGUCGCUACAUCAGCGAUUGUGUGCCACUGAAGAUGAGACUGCAAGCUUCGGCAGCGUUUGUUAGUGCGAGCGCCUUAGGAAUGGCAGCCGGGCCUGGUAUGGCAGGGCUUUUAACCUACGACACAACUAUUCUCGGCUAUACCAUCAAUGACAACACGCUUCCAGGAUGGGUCAUGGCAAUUGGCUGGUUGUUAUAUCUAGUGUUGUUAUGUGUGGGCUUCAAAGAGCCGAAACGCAGCUACAAUUCUCCGAAGAAGAAAUCCAAAUCUAAACCUUCUCCAGAUCCUUCCAUUAGAACUAGUCAAAGAUCAGGAUCUGCAGCAGAAGAUGGGUUGUUGGAUCCUCUCAUUCUAGCAGUGUCAGUCUCAGAUUCAGCUCUAAGCAAUAAGGAUAGUGAAAGCGACGAUGAGAGGUCAGAUGAGCCGGCGUCAUCUAUCGGUGAAGCGUAUAGAUUGCUGACAGCUCCUGUGAAGGUCCAGCUGCUGAUUUACUUCAUGCUGAAAUUUUCCAUGGAGAUUUUGCUUUCUGAGUCUAGUGUUGUCACCGCCUACUACUUCGACUGGGGAAUUCACCACGUUUCCUUGUUUUUGGGUCUUCUUGGACUCACCGUACUACCAAUAAACUAUGUGGUCGGAAGCUACUUCAGCAACAUUUUUGAGGACAGACAAAUACUACUAUUCUCGGAGAUCGCCACCUGCGUCGGAAUUGUAAUCAGCUUCAGUUAUACUGGCAUACGAUAUACUAUGACUCAGUAUGUCAGUGGAGCUCUGCUGAUUUUUGUAUCUGCUGAAGUUCUCGAAGGUGUCAACCUUUCAUUGCUGUCGAAGGUGAUGUCUUCGAGGUUGGCUAGAGGGACUUUCAACGGUGGUUUGCUGUCGACAGAAGCAGGAACUCUUGCACGAGUGGUGGCCGAUGUUUCGAUUACCCUAGCUGGCUAUCUCGGCAGCCAAUGGUUACUGAACGCGACCUUGCUUCCAACACUUGUCGUAGGGCUAGUGUCGAUAGCAGCCACUCUAGCCACAUAUAAUUCUAUGUUUUGAGGUUUUGUUCUGUUGUUAAGUGUAAAGUAAUUUUUUCAACACACAAGUUGACUAGAAAGGAAAUAAAAUUUCAAGAAGGUUAAAACGUAGAUCAGUUAGAACUCAGUCAAUAAAAUUCGCAAGUGAGUUAGACAUCAAUGACACGACGCCUUCUUCGUCUACAACGCUAUACACGAAUGUUGUUAGGAUAGUUGUGGACACAGAGGUUAAAGAGUAUAUGCCUCGUACACUCAAUAGUCUCAAAAUUUUGUCAUUUUUCAGCCCGGAUAUGUACUUGAGUCCUUCGGAAAUACCAAAAGCCUUUCUGG
Messenger RNA from Marchantia polymorpha subsp. ruderalis, 3059 nucleotides. The record is from the annotation of a GenBank genome assembly. Lineage: Eukaryota; Viridiplantae; Streptophyta; Marchantiopsida; Marchantiales; Marchantiaceae.